Molecule: messenger RNA, 1611 nt
Organism: Lottia gigantea (owl limpet)
Lineage: Eukaryota; Metazoa; Mollusca; Gastropoda; Lottiidae
Exons: 15
Coding region: 1-1611 (536 amino acids)
Biological process (GO): transmembrane transport; aminergic neurotransmitter loading into synaptic vesicle; xenobiotic transport
Cellular component (GO): synaptic vesicle membrane; terminal bouton
Molecular function (GO): serotonin:sodium:chloride symporter activity; xenobiotic transmembrane transporter activity
Source: RefSeq, a predicted model, not a curated record
AUGACUCAGUUUCCGAAACCUAUAAAAGAUUUGUUCACCAAUGGGUGUUCAGGUUGUGUGACCAGAUGUCGGGAAUCGAGAAAGCUGAUAUUAAUCAUAGUCUUUAUAGCCUUAUUUUUAGAUAAUAUGUUAUUAACCGUUGUUGUCCCAGUUGUGCCAAAUUUUCUACGAAAGCUGAAUCCAUUUCCAACUUUAAAUGUGUCUAAAAAUGUGACAGUUUACAAAGCACCGAGUUAUGAAAUAGUCUGUUUUAACGACAGUUUAAGCCCCAGUGAUGACCAUUACAUGUGGAAAGGAGUGACCUAUUUACCUAAAUUCCCAGUGUCCUCAAAAUUAGCUCCCUUUAAUGAAAAAUAUUGUGAAAAUAGAACUAUAGGAGGUCAUAACGUUACUGAAACGUUGUACUAUACUACCGAAAGACAUAGACAUAACCACCAAGAGUUGGCUGAUGAAAAUGUGCAGGUUGGAUUAAUGUUCGCUUCUAAAGCCAUUAUUCAACUCAUAGCUAAUCCAUUUAUUGGACUUAUAACAAACAGGAUAGGAUACAGUAUACCAAUGUUCACUGGUUUUUGUAUAAUGAUGGUUUCUACUAUUAUUUUUGCCUUUGGAGAAAGUUAUACGGUAUUAUUUGUGGCUCGUACUAUUCAAGGCAUUGGUUCAUCUUGUUCCAGUGUCGCAGGCAUGGGGAUGUUAGCUGAAAGAUACCCUGAUGAUAAAGAACGUGGUAAUGCUAUGGGUAUAGCUCUAGGUGGUUUAGCUAUGGGCGUUCUCAUUGGUCCACCAUGGGGCGGCGUCAUGUAUGAAUUUGCAGGAAAAGAGGCACCGUUUUUAAUUCUUGCUUUUCUAGCCUUAGUCGAUGGAUGUUUACAGUUGCUAGUUCUACAACCCUCAGUAAAACCUGAAUCACAAGAAGGGACGUCAUUUAGAAAGUUAUUAUCAGAUCCUUAUAUAUUGAUAGCUGCUGGAUCUAUUACAUUCGCAAACAUGGGAAUAGCCAUGAUGGAACCAUCAUUACCAAUCUGGAUGUAUGAAACAAUGCAUUCUGAAGAAUGGGAACAAGGUGUUGCCUUUCUGCCAGCCAGUAUCUCGUAUCUGAUCGGAACUAACAUAUUUGGACCAUUAGCUCACAAGAUAGGAAGGUGGUUAAGUGCUUUUAUUGGAAUGGUAAUGAUUGGUUUAUGUUUAAUUGUGAUACCAUUUUCAACCAAUAUAGGUCAUCUGGUAGCGCCUAAUUUUGGAUUAGGAUUUGCUAUAGGUAUGGUAGAUUCGGCUAUGUUACCACAUAUGGGCUAUUUGGUAGAUCUUCGUCACGUGUCUGUAUAUGGUAGUGUAUACGCUAUAGCUGAUGUUGCUUUUUGUAUGGGAUUUGCUAUUGGUCCAGCUAUAAGUGGUACUAUAGUUAGGGAUGUAGGUUUUCAAUGGAUGUUAUGGAUAAUAGCAAUAGUUAAUAUAGCCUACGCACCAUUAUUAUUUUUCUUAAGAAAUCCUCCUGCAAAAGAAGAAAAAAUGUCGUUAAUAAUGAAUGAUCAAUGCCCAGUUCAAUAUGUGACGUAUAAUCAGACGACACAUAGUAAUAUGAACUCUGAUGAAGAGACGGAUUAUUUAGAGUAA